GAAACGAUAGCGGCAGGGGAAGGCGGCGAAGAAGAAGAAUAAUGACGGGAAUGCUAAACGGAAAAUAGAAGGAACAGAGUCCUGUUAAGUGAACGUUAAAUUAACGCUGUUACCGCGAAAUAUUAACAUCGAACAUAGCUGCAUUACAUUGGUUAAAGUAUGACAGAGCCUCAGUCAGCGCUGUUACUCAGGAGACAGCUUGCAGAGCUGAACAAAAACCCAGUGGAGGGAUUCUCAGCAGGCCUGAUUGAGGAUAGUGAUCUCUACAGAUGGGAAGUCCUUAUCAUUGGGCCUCCAGACACCCUGUAUGAAGGUGGUGUGUUUAAAGCUCAUCUGACCUUUCCCAAAGACUACCCUCUCAGGCCACCUAAAAUGAAAUUUAUCACAGAUAUUUGGCACCCUAACGUUGACAAGAACGGCGAUGUAUGUAUUUCUAUUUUACACGAGCCUGGAGAGGACAAAUAUGGCUACGAGAAACCAGAGGAGCGCUGGCUGCCUAUCCACACUGUGGAAACCAUCAUGAUUAGUGUUAUCUCUAUGCUGGCAGACCCAAACGGUGACUCGCCAGCCAAUGUCGAUGCUGCAAAAGAAUGGCGGGAGGACAGACACGGCGCAUUCAAAAGGAAAGUUGCCCGUUGUGUACGAAAAAGCCAAGAGACUGCGUUUGAGUGAUGCUCAGCACGGAUCUAGCUUCAUGUUUUCAGGGUCUCCAAUUGAAAAUCAACACGGCACUGUUUCCUGCACUCUUCCACCCUGUCGCCAGGCUUGUCCUCCUUUAUUUUGGCAGGAACAGACUGGCUACUGUAGGCUGCAAUAGAAACAUAACAGUGACUACCAAGGCUGACAGAAAAUCGCCAAGCAAGUGCCAACUGAAAAAAAGAAAACAAGAAAAAAAACCCAGAAGAUGAUAAAAGAUUUUUCAAGGCUAUGAACUGCUUCAACAUUCAGGAAGAUAUUGUAAAGACAUGUAUAUAGCACAGACUAAACCGGAUAAUAUAUACGCUCCCUUUCCAUCCAUCCAGACAUUUAGACCAAAUGAAAUAGCGCUGGUUCAUUUCUUUUGUCCAUUUUCCUUCUCUCAGCCCCGGCAUGGAUUAGUUCUCUUUAGAUUGUUUUCAUAGGAGCCGUUAACACGAAUGCUUUUGGAGGAAUGUCACCUGUGAAGAGCUUGUUCAGUUCAAGCAAGACGUGAAUGAUGUGACUAAGGAAUACACAGCUGUUCUCUGGGUCCUUUAUUGCUCAGGACUCAGCAUCACAGGCACCUGAAUGAUUUUUCUUUCUAUAUUCAGUCUUACACACCCCCUCGUUUUUUUUGUGCAUGCUAAAUUUUGUUGGUCUUUUCUUUUCAAAAGUGCCUCCUAAUAAAAAGCUCGGCCACUUCAUCCUGCGUUGAUAAAGUCUUAAAAAUGCCAAAAAAAACAGGCAAAUAUAGAAAUUGUGUACCACCUGUAGUAUGACUUAGCCAGUAUACAGGGACUGUAUAAUUAGGUAACAAUUUGGUGUAGCAAUAACCCCCCUAGUUUGGAGUGUACACAUUCAUUUUUGAUAUCCUGAUAAAAACGUGUCGUUCUCCUCAGAUAUUGUUUUAUUUUUUAGCAGCGCCUCUCUCCAUCAUCUGUAUCGUCCUCGGUAGGAAUUGUUAUGCAUGCUUUGUUUUAUGGUUUUGUUGGUUUUCUGCUGAAUGUUUCUGGGAUUUUGUUUGCGGACGUUUGAGUGCUUGUGUAUACAGCGUGUACGCCGGUUUUGUUUUGUCGCUCUUUCCUCUCAUCGACAAAUUCAUCAUUACUCUGCUCACUAUUGCAGUUUUGCCUAAUGUAUAAAGACAAAAUACUGAUGUAUAUUUUUCAUGUUAUGAAACUUGUCACCUGUAGUGAGUUCUUCUAAAACAUGACUUUUUUUCAAUAUUUAUCUGCGUUCUUGAGGUUUGCUUUGGCUUACUCCAAUGUUCACGUAUUUUCACAGCGGCCUGGAAUAUUAAACAGUAUCCACUAAUGAUUGCAAACAUUUGGACAGAUGAGAACUAUAUUUCCUGAGAGAAAGAGAGGUCAGUCUUCAGAUAUUUUUGUACAAUAUUUCUUAAAUAUUAGAUUUGGGGGAUUUGAGUUGUUUUGCAGCCAAAACUACAAAAAGAUUGGAGCAGUUAAACCGUACACCAAAUGGACCCUGUGAUCAUAUCACGAAGCGUGCUGACGUUUCAGGCUCCACAACAAUAGCGUGAGCUCCCAGUUUAGCGUACCCUGUGCUGUUCUCUUCACAGGUGAGCGCAGGUCUACACUGAGUGACAGGUGUGGACGAGUCUGGUGACACUUUGGCGAAUGUUAUGCUUCCUGCAUCAUCAUCAUCAUCCAACCAGUUUGACAGUGGGUCAGUAAUGGUCUGGCGAGCCAUUUUCAUGGGCGGUUCCACAAACGUGUUAAACAACAGUAUGAGCGUUCGAAUCUCAGUUUCCUUGUCAGAUAUGAUGGUGCAGUGGGUUAGUGGGUUCCUCCUGGUGCACCACAGCUUCACUGAAGGCAGGUCCUGGACAAUGAGGGCACUGAUUCCAUUGACUAGCCGUCCCGUUCCUCAGACCUGAAGCACCACAGACUGCCCAAUAGCUCACUGAUGCCUUGUUCCAGGUUUGGGAGUACAACCCUCAAGACGACAUCCACUGUAGGAUUGUCAGGAGUGUGUAUUUCCAUGUGGGGACUAUAGACAUGGCUGAGCCACAUGAGCCUGCUUAAAGUUUAAUUUUUGGUGUGAUUUUGUUCUCUGCCAAUGACAUGCUGACUAUUUUGUUCCAACUCUGAUGCAUGCUGUAAGUGUUCCAGUAUUUUUAUUCAGCACUAUGUUUUAGCUAAGUGUGUUUCAA
Messenger RNA from Pelmatolapia mariae (spotted tilapia), 2851 nucleotides. RefSeq names its product ubiquitin-conjugating enzyme E2G 1a (UBC7 homolog, yeast) (gene ube2g1a). NCBI's taxonomy places the organism in Eukaryota, Metazoa, Chordata, Actinopteri, Cichliformes, Cichlidae. Gene Ontology annotation, molecular function: ubiquitin conjugating enzyme activity. Gene Ontology annotation, biological process: protein polyubiquitination; ubiquitin-dependent protein catabolic process. Bases 160 to 672 code for a protein of 170 amino acids. The record is from RefSeq and is a predicted model, not a curated record. The transcript is spliced from 6 exons.